Messenger RNA from Perca fluviatilis (European perch), 1808 nucleotides. Its product is annotated as ribonuclease P protein subunit p25-like protein. The coding region runs from base 19 to 675 and encodes 218 amino acids. NCBI's taxonomy places the organism in Eukaryota, Metazoa, Chordata, Actinopteri, Perciformes, Percidae. Gene Ontology annotation, molecular function: RNA binding. Gene Ontology annotation, biological process: tRNA 5'-leader removal. Gene Ontology annotation, cellular component: ribonuclease MRP complex. The transcript has a single exon. The record is from RefSeq and is a predicted model, not a curated record.
UCCACUGCUUUCUAAACAAUGACUGAACCAAGGGGCCAGAUGAAGAGUUCAAAUGCUACAAGCAGUGCUGUAAUGGAACUGCAGUCUGCUUCAUUCAACCCUGAUGUCCCAUCUUCUGGCCAGAGCAACUUCAGAAGAGUCAGCCGCACAGAGGACAGCAGUCCCUAUCCGAUCCCCGGGCUGGCGGCAGACAUCCUGCACAUGCGAGUGAAAGAAGGAAGCAAGAUCCGCAAUUUGCUGCGGUUUGCAACAGCUCGCAUGCAAGGAGAGGGGAAAGACAGCAAUGGGACAUUACUGAGACAGGUGGUCUUCACUGGCUCAGGUAGAGGAGUCACCAAGACCAUCACCUGUGUGGAGAUUCUAAAACGUAUAGUGGGAGGGCUCCACCAGGUGUCCAAGCUCUACUACAAGACAGUGAAAGAGGUCUGGGAGAGUCAACAACCAGGAGCACCAGGUAUAACCAUGCAGAAGACAGUCCCUGCCAUCUGUAUCCUGCUCUCUAAAGACCCUCUGGAUCCCCAGGAGACUGGAUACCAACCCCCCCAAACCCUAAGUGUUCCCACAGAGGACGCAGAGAGAGGUAGAGCUCUGAUCAGGCCAGCUCACUGUCCCUUCUCACAGCACGCAGCCAAGCGAGUCUGUCUGGAUGACUGGAGUGUAUUACCGUCUCCAUGAAAGUCUGAGAAGUCUUGUUAACUUUUACAGAGGAGCAAUAGAAAGCAUCCUGAAACAUUACAAGCUGGCAUGAGAUGGGCAGGGCAGGACAGGAGGGCUCUGCAGCGGGUGAAUAAAACAGCUCCAGAGCAUCAGUGAUAUCGAUGAGAUGCAGGUGCCUGCACAGAGCCCAAAGGAUACUAAAAGACAAUACCCCCCUCAACAACAGCAUGUUCACCCUGCUGCUGUCUGGCAAGUGAUACAGGGCACAUCAGAGCUUAUUCUGAUGCAAAAGUACACAAAGUUGGUCACAGUCAUUAUAAAUAUAAACGCUAAGGUUGAUCAAUAGUCAUUAUUCUGUUUUCUACUUUUGGAGUGAAAGCAUGUACGUUUUCAUAGAUUGUUUUUUAUUAAGGAUUUGUUUUCAUCAUAAUGCUGUCCCUUUUUAAAGAUGUUAACAACACUAAAAUAAAUUAACUAUGCAUUUCAUCUUUGGUGUUUUGGGCUGUGAUGGAGAGUGUAUACACAUCUUUAAUUUCAAUAAAAUCAGCAGUUUACAACUUCUAAACCUGGAAUUUUACAGAGAGACAGACCUUUUUUAUUCAUAUUACCACUUGUAUACUGUCAGCAGUCAGUUCAUUUUGAUUCAUGUAGUUAGUGCUUGUUUAAAACAUGUCAUCUGGCAGACCUUUUUUUCUGUGUUGUAGUGAAAUGCACAGUGAAAUGGAAAAAUAAUAGUAUCCAACACCCCAAGCUUUAGGAGUAGCCUACUUAAAUCCCAUUCUCUUAUUAUCAUCCUGACAGAAUAUAGCCUACUGUAUAGGCAACCUUAUCAAAAUAAUCUAAUAGCCCUAUAGCGUUUUGGACUAUGUGUGGUAGCCUACUUAUUAGUAGUGGUCAUAGGUGAGGAAAGUAGCCUACAGCACAUUUACACAGGUCAAUUCAAAGUAAUGCCAUAAUGAUAUAAAUUGGGUGUUGCAUCUUAUAGCAGCUGCAAUGUAUUUUUAAACUGUUUGGAUUUUUUUUUAUAGCAUCCUUAUAUCCUAAUAUUUACUGAACUUUUCUGUGAGAUAAAUAAUAUAUGUAUAAACAUGUCGAUCCAUUUUCCAUCGGGGGCAACUGUCCUUAAAAUAAAAACAGAAAAAUCAUGAAAA